Anopheles aquasalis is the source of this 1704-nucleotide messenger RNA. RefSeq lists its product as uncharacterized. Gene Ontology annotation, molecular function: protein binding. Lineage: Eukaryota; Metazoa; Arthropoda; Insecta; Diptera; Culicidae. The record is from RefSeq and is a predicted model, not a curated record.
UUUCGUAGAGUGGAAGGUGGAUUACAAUAAGACCCUCAAGGUGGAUUAGUAGCAUGAAUUGAUCUAGAAUACGGUUACAUAAAGAAAAAAUCGCCCAGAUACUACACAUCGGUUAAAACGUUCGAGAGAUUCGUUUCCGCUGAUAAGAAAUAGAUCACCGAGAUAGGACUUCGAAUACAUCCUCACCCGGAUCCCAACAUCAGUUCGGUGGCGACAGUGUUGCAGAGCAGCCGAAUAGUAAACGAAUUGCAAUGAAAGUAGCUGUAUACGUUCUGCUGAUGUGCUUCUGUACUUUAGCAGCAGCAGCAGCAGAUACCUCAUCCACUGCACUUUGCGUGAAACCACGAGGGAAAGUAUGCUCCAUUAAGGUGCUAACCGAGGUGACCAGCGACUCAACGAGCGGCCAACUAUUUCCAGACCUGACCGACCGGGUCGAACUACAUGUGGCCACAGGACAGGUGAAAGCCCUAACGGAAGCCAACACACAGGGCAGCAACAUGGAGAAGCUGCGUAUCCUGCGCCUCGAAGCUCUCGGACUGGAAAGUGUCUUCGUGCGUGAACACUUUGAAGAGCUGCAUCUGAGCGGGAAUCGGAUCGUUAAUCUCACGACCACUGGUAGCCCUAGAAGCAAUUGCCAUCUUAAGGUGCUCGAUUUGCGAAAGAAUCAGUUCGCAAACGUAUCGCAGCUACAGCCGUUCGGCGAGCUGGUCGAGCUGCAGCUUGACGAUAACCAGAUUACCGUGCUACCGCUGGAACCUUUCACAAGGAUGAGCCAACUACGGGUGCUGUCGCUCGCUGGCAACAGGAUCAACCAGAUUGUGCCCAGUGUCGCGCGGUUUGAACUCGGUGAGUUGGAGUACUUUUCAUUGGCACGCAACGAGCUGGUUCGCUUCGGUACAGCCAAUUGGGAACUGCCGUCACUCAAAGCGCUACUGUUGAACAACAAUCGAUUGGUGGAGUUGCCGGAUUUGAGUGAUUUUGAGCAGUUCUUUAGUUUGGAGCAACUCACUCUUGGGGCGAAUGAUUGGAGCUGCAGUUGGCUCGACAGCGUGCUGGGGAGCGUGCUCCGGGAGGAUAGGGAAACCAGCAUAAAGCUGGAUAACGGUCCAAACACCGAGUGUCCAUCGGAAAAGGUGAGCGGGAUUUGCUGUAAGUUCACGAUAUCGUCCAGCAAUGAUACCACUCCCGGCACCGCCAGUAGUGAACUGUUUGUGCCGGAAAUCCACCAAGCGCGAGAGCAAACCGAGAAACUCACGGCAAUACACGACGAGUUCAAGCGGAGCUGGGACGAGCGGCUGAAGGCGCUACAUACGAAGCUCCAGAGCAUGCUAGUGAUCGCGAUGGCUGAGCUACAGACGAAGAAACCCGUCACUGUACUGCAGGUGACGCAACUGAGGCAGGAAUUGGAAGGUUUGAGGAAUCAAAGCAAAUCGCUAGAAACAGGCAAGGAGUUGCACCAUCGGAUGGAGAAACGGUUGGCACAUUUCAUGAUCGAAAUGAAGAACAAACUGUUACAGCAGACGAUCGAAACGGAUAAACUGUUGUCGCAGGUGUACGAGCUGCGGUACAGCUUCGAUCAGCAGCUCAAGGAACGCACCGCAGAGAAUGUUACAAGCUCUCAGAGUACUGUCUAGAUCUUUAUAUAUUUUUUCGUGCUUAAGAAGCUCGAGAAGCAUGAGUCUCAAUAAAGUUCAAGGCGAAGGA